Molecule: messenger RNA, 7185 nt
Organism: Austrofundulus limnaeus
Lineage: Eukaryota; Metazoa; Chordata; Actinopteri; Cyprinodontiformes; Rivulidae
Gene: bend5
Product: BEN domain containing 5
Exons: 6
Coding region: 287-1516 (409 amino acids)
Biological process (GO): negative regulation of DNA-templated transcription
Molecular function (GO): DNA binding
Source: RefSeq, a predicted model, not a curated record
AGUGUCGGUAGUUUGUUGUAAACGCUUGCGAGUCGCGUCGAUUGUUUACAGUGUGAAGCUAACGUUGCUAGCCUGCUGUAACCGUUUUGCAUUAGCAUGUUAGCUCCGCCGCGGUGACAAAAUACUCGUGGACGUAGAACUGACAUGACAUUAUUAACACCUCCGACAGCCAGUAUGUCAUUUGACGUAAUGUUAGUGGUUUGUAAAUGUUGAAACGCCGGGUUGAUAGUUGUGUUUUGUGUGCGGUUAGCUUGUAGCUCUGUAGCUUUGUGCUUCAGAGUUUGCGAUGCUGCAGUUGUUUCCGUGUGACACGUCCAAGCAAACAGUAACAUGUCAGUCCAGACUAUAUUCAGUAGAAGAAUUAGAAGAUAGUAUAUCACAGAAAAAGAUGAAAAUCCCCAAGAUGUCCAUCAAGAAUUCAGGAAACUCAAUCGAGAACAACUUUGGAGAGGAGAGAAUGCCACUCAGACAUAAAAAGGCUCAGUCUCACGACCAUGGACGCCCCCUCUCCAACUCCUCAAAGAGUCUUGCAGCAGUAGUGGCUCGUCUGGAGAGAAAUGCAGCCAAUUCCUGUAUGGAGGGCGAAGAGGACCUGGAUGAGGACCGGCUGGCUGAGGAGGGAGAGGAUGCGGAUGACGAAGAUGAAGACAUGGAAGCGGCGCACCGGCGAUGUCAUCACCAGCAGCAGCAGCAACAUUUGGAGAUGGACACGAAUUGUGUGUCUGAGGCAGCCACCGCCGUCGUUCCAAGGGUUUUAUACGAGGAGCUGGUUCACAGCUACAGGCAACAGGAGGAGGAGAUGAGGCGACUGCAGCAGGAACUGGAGAGAACCCGCAGACAGCUGGUACAGCAGGCAAAGAAGCUGAAAGAAUAUGGCAGUUUGUUGACAGAGGUCAAAGAACUGAGGGACUUCAACAGGAGGCUGCAAGACGUACUUCUCAUGAGACUGGGCAGCGAGCCUAUGCAUGACAAUGGCACUCAGACAAUCAAGGCUGAAGUGGUUGAACCUAUUGUUGAGACCCCAGAAACAUGCAGAGAAGAAGCCAACACAAGUUCCAGCUAUUCGCCCUCACCUAGAACAGUGUAUACCUGCAACGAUGGAAAGGUACAUCUCGGUGGUGGGAUCUGGGUGGAGGAAGAGAAGUGGCACCAGCUGCAGAGGACCCAGGGAGACUCUAAGUUCACAAAAAACCUUGCUGUGAUGAUCUGGGGCACUGAAACUCUUAAAAAUCGUAGUGUCACAGGAGUUGCAACAAAAAAGAAGAAAGAUGCCCUUCCCAAACCACCAUUGUCACCCAGCAAACUGAAAAUAGUCAGAGAGUGUCUCUACGACAGAGUGUCUCAAGAGACAGCUGACAGCGCUGAGAUUACACAGAGAUUGUCCAAAGUGAACAAAUACAUUUGUGAAAAGAUUAUGGAUAUCAACAAGUCCAUCAAGAAUGAAGAGCGGCGGGAGUCCAAGCUUCUCAUCAGACAAACAGUCAAGAUGGAGAACUUCACCUACGAUGGCAUAUAGUGAUUAACAGUCGUGCCAGCGCCUUCUGCCCCACGUGGUUUGCAGGAUUAUGAGGGGACGUGGUAUGGGGAGUUGAGGAAUGCCAUCGGUGUCCCAGGAGCGGCCGUAUUUCUUUUACACAUUCGAUUGAUUAUUCUGUGAAACGUUAAAACAAAUAUGUCUCGUGCAACCUCCCUAAAAGACAAGCAUCGCAUUGGUCAGUUAUUUGAUUGCGUGCCAGACAGCUUUACCCACCAGUUAGAAAUUCAACACAUUAGAGAGUUUGGUUGAAGCUGGAGUGAGUGCGUUUAUGAACUUUACCAUAGCAUUGGUACAGCGAUAUGGUUUAUUGAGAUGUAUGCAUAUGUGUCAAAAGAGAAAUUAGAUGUGAUUAUUAAUUUAUUGUUCUGUGUCAGAACAUCCUUUUUGUGUCCUUGAACUUUUAAAAAGUAAGAGGUAAUUUCAGUCAAUUAAGUCUUUUGGUGCUGUAAAAUGUGAUGAUACUGGCUUAUGUUAGUUCUUAGAGUGGUUGACUAUUGUUUUGGGGACUAUCUAGUAACCAUUGGGAAUUUGAAUGUUGGUACUUAAUGCAUAGAAUGGGACAUUGGAGUCUCACUGCACACGUCUUAAUUAGCCAACAGCCAUAUGUCAUUUUGCUCCAAGAGAUUAAUUUUGGAAUGUGUGCUGUUCCUUAACUUCUUUUGAGAGAUUUGCUCAAGAGAAAUUCAUUGGAAAGUAUGACUUUAGCUUUGAGUGAAGAAUGCAAUAUUUGUUUUAAUUUUAUCUUUUAAGGUAUGAAUAUUUGCCGUCGAUGUAUGAGCACAAGAAAGGUUUUGGUGGGAAAUUUGUGUGUUGCUGUUAAAGUCAUCUGAGAAAACUUGACCAUAGAGUUUUAGCGGUACAGGCAUUUUGAUGCCUAGAAAGGCCUUAAUCCGAUUUUGGCAAUCACCAGGGACCGACAUCCCCCUGGGUUUUCUAGUAAACUGUGAUUGUAAAUGUUUAUUAAGCUGAAGUGAUGAAGCUUCACUUGCACUUUGUUGUGAGAAUGCAAGAGGUAGCCAGGUACUGUUUUAUGUGUGGUUUGCACCAUUAGAUGAACCAGACUGGUGCCCAUAUGAGAACUGGGGCACAGCUUGGCUCAGUCCAGGUCAUCUCGUUGCGGAGGCAGUGUUAGCUGUGGGUAAAGCUGUCUGCCACGCUGUGUUUCAGUUGAGAUUGUCUGGUCCUGCUGAACCCAAUAAUAACCCCAUAGUCUUUUAAGCUCACUGCUGGGGAAAAAGUAAGGUUGCUCAAGACACAUUUUCCUCCAAGCAAUGCCAUCAGAACUUUUAAAAUGUCCUAUUCUUGUUUUUCUUGUAUAUAUUUUUAAAUAUGUCUCUUGUUUUUUUUUUUCUUUUUCUUUUGUUAUAUUGUUUUGAUCUGAAAUGGUUUGUGUGGCUACCUGUAGGCUGGAACUAAACGCUGCAGAUUGAAAUCUCAACUGUGACCUAGCUGUGGCUAACUGUGAAUCUGCUGCAGAGCUGCCCAUCAAGCCCUUCUCCUCUUCACACUCUAAAUUCCUGUCUCUCUCCUCCUUUUCUUUUCCGCCAUUUUUGUUUGCGGUGGGUUUUGUUGUAUCAAAAGUUCAUAUCAGCCUUGUGUUAAGCUACUUGAUGUUCUGGAGUAGUAUACAGUGUACAUGUUUUUACAUAUUUUUAUUUUUUCAUCAAUUUCUCUUUGUAUUUAUGCUACAGUUUUAAGGUUCCGAUAAAGUUUUUGUUUAGCUAAUUGACAUUUUAAUUCUUGUCAAUCAUAUUUCCUUUUUUUUAAUGAAUUAUUGGCUUUAAGCUAGGUAUUGUAUCCAAAUGUUGAUCAAUGGAGUCCUCAAGGUGAGGGAGAAAAGAAACACCUCACUCUUAACCAAAGUAAGCUCAGUGGGACAAGAGAGAAAAGGGUUUCUAUAAAAACUUGUUUGUACAGAGAAUAUACAUUCACAACGAGUGACACCUGAUAAAACCUCACUUAGGGUCUAUUUACUGAAAUAAUUGCCAUAGUAAGGUAAAACAUUGCGCUAUAAAAAUCAAGAUGCAGUAAUGAUCAACUGAAAUCAUUUACAUUGAACGCACUUUAAAUUCCUGUUCAAUUUCUUUAAUUUUAAAGAAACGUGAUGAUUGUCUUAUGUUUUUAGAAUCUACAUCUUAAAUAAUUUUAUUAUAAAGCACCUUAUCACAUUUACGUUUAAGGCAAAAUUGAGUUAUUACAUACUGUUUUUAAUCACCCCAAAUUUAAUAUUUAAUGGCAAAUUUUAUAAUAGUUUUUAAUCAUUUUUGUUAAAACUGGAAUCUGCAACCUUUUUUUGAAAAAAAAGGCUUACGAGCAACAAACAGCAGCAAAUCAGGAUUAACCAGUUGAAAGAUUUUACCUAUGAAAUUUUCAAGUUGACUGGAAACUGUGCUUAAACUUAAUAUGUCUACAUGCUGGCAAUGUAAAAAUAUGAAUUACUAUGAAUUAUGUAUUAUAAAUGAGUGGUAACUGUGAGAAGUAGGAUGUAGACUGAUGAAUCAGCUGGCUUUGCACAAAAAAUGGUUAAUGCCAAGGUAACGGAUCUUAGAAUUUAAAAAUGGUUAUUGUUUUUUGUUGGGUUCCCCCAGUAUUUUAUUUUAUUUUUUAGAUUUGUUUUAUUUUCCCUGUACAAAGUGACAUAAGCUUCAUAUGAACAAGGGUGUAUUGAAAAUACAUGCAAUUUAAAAGGAAAAAAAGGUUUCUGCUGUGGAAAGCAACCUUACUGAACUCGGAUGAAUUCAUGUGUGUUGUGUUUGUUUUCUUUGUUGCUUUCUUGUUUGUUUUUUCAAUGCCAAAAGAGGGUGUGGUUAUACGAUGCUUAAAGCAUUUAUGGAGCCAUUGCAUCAUCUAAAACUCUGGUUUCCUGUGGCUCGAUUUAGCCUAUUUUUCUUAACUUGAACCAUCUGCAUUGGAUGAAAGCUGUAAGAAAGUUCAGGAUGGUUUUAACCCAGAUUUAGCCUAAUCUGGACAACGAGGCCAAUCUAGUUCAAACGUACGAGCAGACCAGCAGUGUUGGUUUUUGCAGCAAAUUAUUCACCCAGCCCGUCAUAACCAUUAUUAGAUUUGCUGGAUAAUUUGGCUCUUCAAAUAUCAACUGUUGGAAACAUCAACUCUCUUGCUCUUUGUUGAUUUUUUUUUUCUUCCACGUUCCACCUCUCGUUCUCAAGUCCAACCUUUGAGUAGAUUUAUUAAUGCAUAUGCAUCAAGAUAAGGUGUGCUAUGGCUUAUGCUGCGAAUAGCAGAGCUUCAAAAGUGGGGGAGCUUUGUUUCACCUUUUACAUGUGUUGGUUUGGGAGCUGCGUGAUUGAAAAAUUAGUUUCACUCUUGGAAUGAGAGAGCUUCUUGCAAUUUGCAGAGCUGCAUUGUAAACCAGACACAUUACUGUUUGAGCCUCAGAUACAAUGUCAAACAUACGUCAUAAUGGAAAAAAAAAGUUAGGCAUAUAUUUUUAUUAAAGGUAUCAGUAACUUUGUAUACAAUCCACAAACUGAUUCUACUUCAUCUAACUUCACCGUCCUACCUCAUUGUUACUCUGGUGUUUGUCAGUGACUGUAAACUAUGUGUGUAUAUUAAAAAAAAAUCUAUAGGAAAAGUUAUACCUGAAUACUCUUAAAUGUACAGCAUAUAAAUCUUGUAAAACACCUCAAUACACAUAUAUCAUUCUUAGGAGGAAUCAGUUUUAUUACCUGCUUAAAAAUGCUGCUGUAAAGGGGUUUCUGUGUGAGGGGGGGUCGUCUCCGAAUAUAUAUCUUCGCUCUUUGCUAUGUUGUGCAGUUGAUCGCUGGUCGUGUUCUGUCUCUGUAUUGCAUUUUGAGAUUUUUACUGGUUGAUGGUGCUACCAGCAAACAGUUUGAAAACUGAUCUAUCGGACCUCAAAUGGUGCUGUUUUUUCUAUGUUUUUAUCGUCAUACAGCUGUGUUUUAUUCAGGUGUGUCAACCGCCGCUAUCCCCUCAGCUAAUCCAAUUUGAAGCCAAAAUUUUGUGCGAGGCUAAUAAUGCUGCCGUGUGUAUCAAAUAUAUGCUAUCCAUCCAAAUAUCUGUAGAUAGUGAUUAUAUCUCAAGCUUCAUAAGUACCUCAGAAGAUGUUGAUUUUAGGUGGAUGCAUCUGCUUCCAUUGUCCAUUUUAAAAAGCAUGCAUUUUUUACGAUAGAUCAGGUUGUUUUAUGGUUAGUACGUGGCUAUGAAUUCACAAAUGACCUUUUAAAUUUAAAUGGUCAGAUUGUCAUAUAUGAUAUACAGUUCACACUAAUCCCACAUAGCAGACAGGUGCGGGCCAGAUCUGGUGUCAGUCCAGCACUGCUGGCAUGGCAAUAGGUUCAUUACCCAGAUGUGGAAAUGAUGACACUGUUUUUUAAGAUUGUGUGCCACAACUGGCCCACUUGUGCUUUGGUUUAUGCUGUGCAGGCCCAUUCAUGGACAUCUAUGGAAAGCUACAUCUGGGCCAUCAUUCUGUGUGGGGUGAGUGUGUUGUGUGGGCCAGACAGAUUUUGCUCUGUGGGAUUCGAGUGUUUCAGUAGCUGAGGCCCUCACCAAAACCAUGUCCUGUUUGAGUCAGGUUUUAAGUUUUUCUUUUAGAUGAGGGAUUCAAGAAAAUAAAACCCAUAGAAUCAGAUUUCAAGAAUGUGUGAAAAUGUGGGGCUUACUCAGUCUUUAAGGUACUAUGUUUUGGUUUCUGCUUAUUGCCCGGAACAUUUUUUAUAUAUAUAUUUUCCAAUAUAAUCUUAAAUUUUCUAUUUGCAUCUCUUUGUGUCAAUAUUAUUUAGCAGAUUUGACUGCAGUCUUCAGUUUCAUUUGUGUUAAUUAGUGUCUAAACAAAAGUGCAUUACAUGCUCUUUUACCCUGCUCAUUGAGACCUGUUCAAUGUUUUCUGCACCAAAGUGUUUGAGAGCCACGCUUUCUGCUUUUUUUUUCUCUUUUUCUUAAACCCAGCUCUGUUUGUGAACAUAAACUGUUAUGCUAGCGCCUCUCUACUGUGAGUUAUUUGUGUUCAAAAAAACACAUCAGCUUAUUUCAUGGAAGCACUUAAAGCCAUUUUUUUUGGGACUGUUGUAUAAAAAAGGUUAGUUGUGACAAGUUUAAUUGAGAAGUUGUGUGUAGUUGAAUUCCUAUGCAGGUCUUGACUAAUUUUUUACCACAUCACUGUUGGGUAGAGGGCCAAUUACAGAGACAGAAAGCGAAAAAGAGCUGAAAAUGUCUGCGCAGCCUUGAGAUUGAGUCUAAUGGAACUCGGCGAUAUGACAAAUCCAUACAGAGCUUCUACAUUUUAAAGUAAAGCCAGCUAUACUGGGCUGCUUGGUAUCUCUAUACACAUUAUAGUUAGAAAAUUAUCGCAGUUAUCAUUAGGGAACGACAGGGUUUUUACUUUAUGGAGUAUUUUCCAGAUGGCAUAACAAUGUGAAAAAGACUCGAGACAUUUGCAGUAAACAAUCCCUACUGUAACCUCCCAAGUGGCACCCCUACAUUUACAGAAAAUGUUCCAGAUGUGUGAGAUAUUCAGUGUAAAUGUCUUUGCUAAACCAGCCACACCUCUGCUAUGCGAGCAACUCUUUGACGCUUAGCAUCCUGUUCUGUGUUUUCUCUUGCUGCAUUCAGGAACACCUGUUUAAUGUGUAGAUAAACAGAAAUAAAUCAAGACUUUUAUUCUAUCA